ACCCCACUCUGACCUAUUGAAUCCCAAGCUACACAUAAUCGAACGAUUCCUACACAUGUUUGAAUCUGAGGAGCGUUACUUUAAUGGACCAUUCCUUGGCCCAGGGAACAGUGCCGUCUAAUACUUCUCCGUGACCCUGGCAGCAGCUGGGAAAUGCCAAUAGGGUGGAAUUUGUACUUUGCGACUGAGAAGCCCAUAGCAUUGCCAAGAAUUCCAGCCGCUGAGCACCUGCCAGGACCAAACAGCCAGGACCAAUGGGCUUCCGGGGCCUUUGGCCCCGCGCGCGCGCAUGCGCCAAACGGAGAGGGCGUUGUCUUCCCCUAGGCCGCCUCGCUGGAGUGGUUUGUAGGCUUCGGAUUGUCUAGCACUGGAAUUCAGAGGCUCCCUCUGGAUGAGACUUGAGCUGUCCGUGCAGCCAGAAAAUCCAUGGUUUCAGCACUGAGGGGGUCCGUGGCUCCAGAUAAUAUGUACUGAUCCUCAAACUAAAUAGAAAGCUCUGGAAUGGAAUGAAGGAUGAAGCUCUAAAUAGAGUAUUUACUCAAUAAACAUUUACCCAAAGAUGAGAAGGAAUUCCAUGAAGACGCCAUUAACCAAGAUAAUGGUGUUUGAUUUCACAGAGUAAAUUCUCUUUGAGAAGAAAUUUACGGAUAUCCAAAAAUGAUUGAGAUUGAACAGGCAGAGGCCCAGCUCUCUGAGUUAGACCUGCUAGCCAGUAUGUUCCCUGGUGAGAACGAGUUCAUUGUGAAUGACCAGCUGGCUUUAGCAGAACUGAAAGAUUGUAUUGAAAAGAGGACGAUGGAGGGACGAUCUUCUAAAGUUUACUUUACUAUCAAUGUGAACCUGGAUGUAUCUGAGGAAGCAAUGGUGAUGUUUUCUCUGGCUUGUAUUCUUCCCUUUAAAUACCCUGAAGUUCUGCCUGAAAUUACUGUCAGAUCAGUAUCACUAAGUAGAUCCCAGCAGACUCAGCUAAACACAGAUCUGACCGGAUACCUGCAAAAGAAUUGUCUCGGAGAUGUCUGUAUAUUGAAUGCCACAGAGUGGGUUAGAGAACAUGCUUCUGGCUAUAUCAGCAGAGACACCACACCUUCCCCUGCUCCAGGAAGUACAUUCCAGCCAGUUGAUCUCAUUCUCACAAGACUGUGGAUCUAUAGCCAUCACAUCUACAACAAGUGUAAAAGAAAGAAUAUUCUAGAGUGGGCAAAGGAACUUUCCCUAUCUGGAUUUAGCAUGCCGGGGAAACCUGGUGUUGUUUGUGUGGAAGGCCCACAAAGUGCCUGUGAAGAAUUCUGGUCAAGACUCAGAAAAUUAAACUGGAAGAGAAUUUUAAUUCGCCAUCGAGAAGACAUUCCUUUUGAUGGUACAAAUGACAAAAUAGAAAGACAAAGAAAAUUUUCAGGUUUUGAAGAAAAAGUGUUCAAUGUUAAUGGAGCCAGAGGAAACCACAUGGACUUUGGUCAGCUGUAUCAGUUUUUAAAUGCCAAAGGAUGUGCGGAUGUUUUCCAGAUGUUCUUUGGUGUGGAAGGACAGUGACUGGGCAAAGGAGUAUUGAAAGUAUUUUGUCACUGUUGGCCUUUUGAUUUUUCCCCCAAUCUUUCUUGAAAGAUGAAGUAAUUUGGGGCACCUGGGCGCUUAGUCGGUUAAGCGUCUGACUUUGGCUCCAGUCAUGAUCUCCAGGUCCUGGGAUGGGGCACUGCUGUCAGGCUUCCACUCUCUCUGCCCCUCCCCCAACUCAUGUGCUCUCUUUCAAUCUCUCCCUCUCAAAUGAAUAAAUAAAAUCUUUUAAAAAUAAAUAAAUUUAAAAAAUAAAAAUGGAUUUAAGAUAUCAAAAGAGAGAAGAACAAGUUAGAUGGUCCUGCCUGCACUGUAUAAUGUAAAAGACACAAUAAAAGCUAUAAGAGGGGAGGGGCGCCUGGGUGGCUCAGUCAUUAAGCAUCUGCCUUCCUCUCAGGUCCUGGGAUCAAGCCCCACAUCGGCUCCGUGGGAAAACUGCCUCUCUCUCUCCCACUCCCCCUGCUUGUGUUCCCUCUCUCACUAUGUCUCUGUCUGUCAAAUAAAUAAAAUCUUAAAAAAAAAAAAAAAGCUAUAAGAGGGGAGCCUGAGUGGCUCAGUCUGUUAAGUGUCCAACUCUUGAUUGUGGCUCAGGUCAUGGUCCCACAGUGGUGGGAUCCGGUCUCAGUUGGGCUCUGAGCUUGGCAGCGAGUCUGCUUGGGAUUCCCUCUCUCCCUCUCCAUCUGUCCCUCCUCUCUCACUCAAAUAAAUAAAUCUAAACAAAAAAAAAAACUGUAAGAAACUGUAGUUAAGGGCACCUGGGUGGCUCAGUCCAUUAAGCAUCUGCCUUCAGCUCAGGUCAUGAUCCCAAGGUCCUGGGAUCAAGCCCCACAUCUCCCGCUGCCCACCCCCCCCAACCAGCUUGUGCUCUCUCUCGCUCACUCUCAAAUAAAUAAAAUGUUUUAAAAAAGGAAAAGAAACUGUAGUUAAAUGUUAGGAAACAUAGCUUUCUUAGAUUAUUACCAAUGAUUACAUAUUUUAUAUAUAAACAUCCCUAUUAGGUAAAAUUGACCAGUAUGAUUGCACAUACAUUUAAUCCACAAUGACAAUCUGUCAGUGUAUUAAUUUGAUAUAUAUCUUGAACUGGAAUCAUCUACAAAGAAAUAAUAAAUUCUGAAAAGAAACUAUGAGUCCCAAAUCAAACUAUGGUUAAAAAUUAAGAGGAUUAUUAGAAAACAAAAGUGUGGGCAGGAAAUAGUGGCCAUAUGUCCACUUUUAUUUGUAAAAGUAAUUCCUGUACAAACUUUUUUUUAAGAUUUUAUUUAUUUGAGAGAGAGAGAGAGAGCACCAGCGGGGGGGAGGGGCAGAGGGAGAGGAAGAGGCCGAGCCCAAUGUAAGACUCCAGGAUCAUGACCUGAGUCAAAGGCAGAUGCUUAACGGACUGAGCCACCCAGGUGCCCCAAACAAUUAUUAAGUAAAAAUUUUUAAAAUAUUGUAAAUUGUAAAAUUAAUCCCAUAAAUCCAAAUUAGUUGAACUUGGACUAACAAAGUCAAAAGCCACUGUUGUCAUUUGCACAUUAAUUUGAUAAACUGAAUUUUUUUUUAAAAGAUUUUAUUUAUUUAUUUGAGAGAGAGAGAAUGAGAGAGAGCACAUGAGAGGGGGGAGGGUCAGAGGGAGAAGCAGACUCCCUGCCGAGCAGGGAGCUCGAUGCGGGACUCGAUCCCGGGACUCCAGGAUCAUGACCUGAGCCGAAGGCAGUCGCCUAACCAACUGAGCCACCCAGGCGCCCCGAUAAACUGAAUUUUAAAACAAAAUUACAUCUGCUAUGCAAAACUGAUGAUCACUUUGAGCACUAAUAUAAAAACUUAGCUUUUUUUUUUUAGAAAGCUAUAUAAUAAGAUAUUAGAGAAACCCAACAGAAUAUGUCGUUUGUGGACCUCCAUAAAGACUGCAAGGCAGCUACGAGUUUAUGGCAUUUAAGGACUGAUGCACUUGGUGCUUCCCAGUCACCUACCCCCUGCCACCAUUACAACUAUUUAGAACCAUCUGAGCCCAUAAAAAUUCCGCAAAGGGGCACUGUGAGCCUUCCGGUUAAACACAAUUUAGCAAUCUGCUCCCAUCAGGACUGGGGAGGGAUGUGGGCCUUAAAAUCUUUUGCCAUCGCCCCCCCCCCCCCCCCAAUAUCAAAGGCAGAACCCUUCAAGGAGCAGAGCAGAUUCCAGCUCAGCAUGAAAGGGAGUGACUGGCUACCUGCUGACACUCGGCUCCCCAGAGGCUUUCAAGCGCUCCGGGGCUUUGACUGACACUUUGGCCUUCCCCAGCCCCCGCAGCUUGAGCGCACGCGAGGGCUCGCACCGGGCGCAGCUGGGAGGGCCCUAACGAGGCUUUAGCGCAGGUGCCGCACCUUCACCGACUUGCCCUGGAACUACUAGCCCGGGUUGGGGGCGUUGUGAAUGUGGGAGCAGGUGGGCAGAGGCUUUUGACGCGGGGCUCUAGCCCUAGACUGCGGACUUGCCCUUCAAGUAGGGAUCUCUCAGCUGGACGGGUGCGGCUGUGCUGCCAGAUCGCCUUUUUCUUUUUUUUUUUUAACCGCUCAUUAUCUUUUGGGGAAAAGGCUUCGAUAUGCAUUCUUUUGGGAUUUCCCAGAUGCUGCUAUAGCGGGAGAAUUGGUGGAAUUCUGCUCCCUGAAAUUCUGGUGGUGCAGUCCAGGACCGCCGUGUCUCCAGAUUUUAACCAGGGAAUUAUCUAAGUGGAGGCUAAUUUUUUCCUUCCAGGGGCAUUUGGCGUUUUGGAUUUUGUGAAUCUCUUCUUUCUCCCCCAGCCCCCCGCCCCCAUGUAUGUAAUACAUUUUUUAUUAGAAAAGAUGAUUAUUAUAGGAAAUGUAGAACUAACUGGAUUUAAAAUCUACCCACAAAUCCGCCCCUAAGAAGAUAAUACUAAAUUUUGGUUUUACGUUUUAUUUUCUAGUAUAUUAUUUUUACUUAUGGGUAUAUGUGAUAUUAAGUGAUAUGUGAUAUUCAGUUGAAUGAAUGCAGCAUUUUAGUUAGUUCUGGAAAUUCUUACCUACUUCAGUUUUGUUAUUAAAGAUAUCAAGUACCUGUAUUUGUCCUAAGAGUCCUUUUUAUGAAUCUCCUUGAAGAUUAAACACGUUCACAAGAGGAUAAGAACAAAACUAUAAAUGACAAAAGACUCAAAAAUAGACAUGGUUAAAGAUCUGAUGACAGCUCAUUAUAAUGUACCUGACAAGGAAAUCUGGUUAUUUCUGUGACACAUAACACCUCAAUAAUCAGAAUAUUGAGUGAUGACCUUAUACCAGAAGGUAACAUACCAAAUAAACAUGCCUAAUUGGUCAGAGACGUCAUUUAUGAUUUAAAUCUUGGGGAAGUUUGUUAAAACCUUAGAAAGUUUUAAAGCACUUGCCUAUAUAGGAUUACAGAUCGUUAAAGACCUGAUAAAGACAAAACAUAGACACUGGUUUUCCAGGCAGACAAAAGAAAAAAACCCUUUGUUUACAUUUUUUUAUCAAAAGCAGACCAACAAUCUAAGAAAAUUUAGUGUUUUUUUUUUUUUAAAGAUUUUAUUUAUUUAUUCA
Messenger RNA from Mirounga angustirostris (Northern elephant seal), 5081 nucleotides. It is a transcript of the gene RWDD2B, whose product is annotated as RWD domain containing 2B. The record is from RefSeq and is a predicted model, not a curated record. The transcript has 6 exons. Bases 658 to 1530 code for a protein of 290 amino acids. Gene Ontology annotation, molecular function: protein binding. Lineage: Eukaryota; Metazoa; Chordata; Mammalia; Carnivora; Phocidae.